This is a messenger RNA of Momordica charantia (bitter melon), 656 nucleotides long. Its product is annotated as PLASMODESMATA CALLOSE-BINDING PROTEIN 5. Lineage: Eukaryota; Viridiplantae; Streptophyta; Magnoliopsida; Cucurbitales; Cucurbitaceae. The record is from RefSeq and is a predicted model, not a curated record.
UUCUUAUACCCCAAAUCUCUGUUCAAAUAUGGCCAUUGAGAUCUAGCAGGAAAAAAACCAGUAAAAUCCCACAAAAUGUCUUCUCCUCCUCGGCUCAUCAUUCUUCAGCUCUCUUUGUUGCUGCUUUUCAUCAUAGCCCCACAAAGAUUAGAGGGGCAAUUAGAGGAGUGGUGCAUAGCGGAUGAACAAGUACCCGAUGAUGAGCUACAAAGAGCACUUGAUUGGGCUUGUGGGAAAGGAGGGGCAGAUUGCAGAAAGAUUCAAGUGAAACAGCCUUGUUUUUACCCCAACACUGUGAGGGACCAUGCUUCCUAUGCCUUCAACACUUACUACCAAAAGUUCAAGCACAAGGGAGCCACUUGCUACUUCAACUCAGCUGCCAUGGUCACUGCCCUUGAUCCUAGUCAUGGCUCAUGCAAGUUUGAGUAUGUGCCUUGAAGGAGGGAUCUUCAUAUCAUCAACUUGGCUUCUCUAGUUAUAAUUUUGACUUCUCAAACAUUUUUUUCCAGUUCCAAUAUCCAUGUUCUUGUACUUUGGUAUGUGUGAAAGCAUGUUAAAAAAAGAAGAAGAAGAAGAGCAUGUUUCCCCUUCAAUUUUUAAGUAGCUUCAAAAUCCUUUUUCGUAAUCAAUGAAUUAUUGGUGUCGAAUUUUUAUUU